CAGCAAUUAAAAGUUGGACGCAGAAACUCAGAAGAAGAAAAAAAAAAAGACGAUAAAUAUCCAUUAAUCAUCUCUCUCUCUCUUCUCUGUUCACCGUUCUUCUUCUUCUUCUUCUUCAGUACAAACCUCCUUUCUUACAUCCUCAAGCUCUUAUCUCCUCCUCCUUAGUUUUACACAACAAAGAACCAUACGAGAGGAGAAAGAAAGAUUAAAUACAAGUUGACGUUGAAGACAAGACAAGGAAAGUUCGUAGCUUUCAUGGAUUCAAAUCAUCUCUACGACCCGAAUCACACACCUUCUACCGGGUCGGGUCUUCUUCGCUUUCGUUCAGCUCCAAGCUCUGUUCUCGCCACUUUCGUUGCCGACGACGACGACGAGAGCGGACUUGACUCCGACAGGUUGCUUUCAAGAUUCGCCAGCUCUAAUGGUCCCAGCGAGUUCGAGGCUAAGUCCUCUGUCACCUCUGUUUCAUACGCCGCCACUCUUCCUCCGCCGCCGCAGCUGCCUGAGCCGUCGGGAUUUCUCGGUUUGCCGCCGCAUUAUCCGAGACAGAGCAAGGGGAUGAUGAACACGAUUGGUUUGGAUCAGUUUCUCAAUGAUCAUCACGCCAAACCUGUUGAAUCAAACCUUCUCCGGCAAAGCAGCUCUCCGGCGGGGAUGUUCACGAACCUAACUGCUCAAAACGGUUAUGGCUCAGUGAGGAGUUUGAUGAACUACGAAGAAGACGAACAGAGUCCAUCUAGUUCCAAUGAGUUAAGACGCCACAAUAGCCUCUCUUCAAGGCCACCUUCUUCUCUGGGAAUGCUCUCUCAGAUACCUGAAAUCGCCUCUGAAAGUAGUUUUCAAUAUAACCAUUGGAAUGAUCCAGCCAGCUUCAUCGAUAACUUGUCAUCUCUCAAAAGAGAAACAGAGGACGACGGCAAAUUGUUCCAGAAUGGAGAGUCUGGAAAUCGAAUGCAUCACUUGAGUCUACCUAACGCAUCAUCUACAACCUCGGACAUGGUUUCAGUGGAUAAGUACAUGCAGCUACAAGACUCUGUUCCUUGUAGGAUUAGAGCCAAACGUGGUUGCGCCACACAUCCUCGAAGCAUUGCUGAACGGGUAAGAAGAACAAAGAUAAGCGAACGAAUGAGGAAACUACAAGAGCUUGUUCCUAAUAUGGACAAGCAAACGAAUACUGCGGGUAUGUUGGAUUUAGCUGUGGAUUACAUCAAAGAUUUACAAAGACAGUAUAAGAUUCUGAAUGAGAACAGAGCUAACUGCAAGUGUAUGAACAAGGAGAAGAAUUUGAUAUAGCUUGCAACAAGGUGUGUGUGUGUAUAUAGAACUAAAGAAAGCAAUGAGAGAAAGGAUAAGAAAGAAACAAUGUACUCUUGAAUUUUUUUUUUAGCCGAAACAUAGCAAAUUGUCUUAUGUAAGCUCCUAGAAAAAAAUUGCUUAUGCUUUUAACAAAUGCUAAGCAAUAAUAUAGGAAUCCAAUCAUUUCUCUUUUCUU
Molecule: messenger RNA, 1495 nt
Organism: Brassica napus (rape)
Lineage: Eukaryota; Viridiplantae; Streptophyta; Magnoliopsida; Brassicales; Brassicaceae
Product: transcription factor bHLH130
Exons: 6
Coding region: 259-1296 (345 amino acids)
Biological process (GO): regulation of transcription by RNA polymerase II
Cellular component (GO): nucleus
Molecular function (GO): protein dimerization activity; DNA-binding transcription factor activity, RNA polymerase II-specific; RNA polymerase II cis-regulatory region sequence-specific DNA binding
Source: RefSeq, a predicted model, not a curated record